Molecule: messenger RNA, 2582 nt
Organism: Lates calcarifer (barramundi perch)
Lineage: Eukaryota; Metazoa; Chordata; Actinopteri; Centropomidae
Gene: ribc1
Product: RIB43A domain with coiled-coils 1
Exons: 8
Coding region: 168-1304 (378 amino acids)
Source: RefSeq, a predicted model, not a curated record
ACUUGCUGAGUUGUUACCAUGGUUACCCAGGGCAUCCAAACACAACAGGACUCGAGCUGGGAAGCAAGCUUCAUGCACUUAAGUCUUCGCAUGGGUUUAAGGUUCCCAAAUCAACUGACAUAAUUUGCACACAUCUGAGAAGUCGCAGGGCCCAUUAGAAACUAAAUAUGUACAAAGUGGAUUUGCCUGUAGACCAGUCCAUUAAAAAGGAUGUAGAGCGGCGAAGGUCUGCAGAGACAGCACGCAAGGCUCGAAUCUUCAACACCCGGCUGCGUGUGAUGGGCCUCGACCUCAAUGCUCUGAAUCAACAAGUCCAGGAGAAAAAACAUAAGCAAAGCAUGGAGAGGCAACGAGACAAGGCUUUCGAUAAGCUGAGAGAGUGUCAUGAUGAAAUACUCCUGCAGCAAGAUAUUGAUGAAAGAGAGAAGCGAGCAGCUUUGCACACUGACUUGACCCAGUACUGGGCCACUCAUCAGCGAGUGGAGGACUCUCGUGAUGCUGAUCUCAAGUGUGGCCUGAAGGGGGCAUUCAGGAUCACCAUUCCAGAGGGUGAGCUGGGGCCUGCCAGUAUGCAGAUCUUUGCGGGAGAGGCUAUCGGAGAAGAGCAAAUGAGGAGAGAGCAGAUGAGAAAGACAGCGAGAGAUCUACAAGCACAGAAGGAAGACAACGCGAGAAGAUGCAUGGGAAACAAGCAUAGAGAGAUGCUUGUGAGCAGAGAGCUGGUGCAUCAGGACCUAAGGGGGGUUCAGCAAGCAGCACUAGAGGAGGAGUGUAAGACGGCUGCCCGCAUCGCGCUCGACAACUACAACCAAGCACUGUCUGCAGAGCGCGCAGAGAGACUUAAGGAGCAGCAAAGGAGAGAAGAAAGGGAGGAUCUCGCAGAGGUGUGGCACACGCUGACGUCCGACAUGAUGACGGAGUGUGCAGAGGCAGCGGAGAGAGAGGUCGGAGGAGGGAAGCCACCCCGGAUUCUGAUUGACAGAUGGAAGGGGAUGAGCCCAGAGCAGCUGAGCGCCAUUCACGAGGAGAGAGAGGCACAGCUCCUUCAGAGACAGAGACAACGUGAUGCUGAGAAGAUUCAGGAUGCAGCGUGGAACCUCCAGCUCCUCAAGCUGUCCAGAGAAGCAGAGGAGGAGGAGAUGAGAGCUGCAGAGCUGAGGAGGCAGAGGAGGAUACAGAUGGACCAGUACAACAUGCAGCUGGCCAGAGAGCAGCAGGCAUAUCAGGAGUACCUGGACAAGAAGCUAUACACCAAUGAACCCACUAAGGAAUACUUUCAUCAAUUCAACACCAGCUCCCGCUGACCAUCACACACCUUCCUCAGGCUUGUCCUCCUGUGACAGUGUGCUAAUAAAAUCCAUUGAUUGUUAUAGUCACACUCAAUGUGAAUUGAAUCUUAAAUAACCAAUACUUACUGCUUAAUUUUAAGUGACACAUAUUGAUUGAUUUUAUUGAUUGAUACUGGUGAUACAAAAAGGAACCUUUUGUUUGGUACAGAUUGUUCCAUGUACUUUAUUUUUCAGUCAUAUAUCCAGUUACAGUGGUAGAUUCAUAAUGCAGUUACAGUUAUAUUGGCCCCAUAUGUGGUUCAAGUCCACCCAACGCCUGACGUUCACUCAUGAUACAUGUAGAUACCAUCAGUGCCAUUAUGCCGAUUGUGCACCCUACACACCACAAAGAGGCACAUCUACACCCCAACAGGGACACACACGCCCUAAACCCUCCUCACACCCCCACUCCGGCAGUUAUGAAGUAGCUUCUCUAAAUGAACCAAUUCACUUGUUAAAAAGGUUUUUUAUCUCUUAACUAUAAAAACAAAGGGUGGGGAGGGACAACAGCGGAAAAGCAAAUGCCAGCGGCCCCCGGCUUUCCCCCUCGACACAUGAAAAGCAAAGAGUGAGUGGCAGUCGAGUGAGUAUCUGUGUGUAUACACUCAUUCCUCAUUCAAAGCUAACAUUUGCCCCGAACACUGACAAACACAGAUGUUUAGCAGCAGAUAGUCAAGUUAGAAUAUUGGCAUAUUUUGUGUCAUUCAUCGCUCCGGUAUGAAAAUAGAUUUUUUUAAAAGCUUUAUUUGUCCUGAGUGUGUCUGUAUAACCAACAGCAGGGAGCUCACACACACACCUCCUUCAGUGCCACUAGCCGUUUUAGACAUCCCACAUUCUUUACCUUGGGGACUGUCAGGUGAUAUUUGGCCAGUGUCAAGCUUUUAUUUGAGUAGGGAGAGCUGAGACAGCAGUGUUGCAUAUAGGUGCUCCCUGUGGUGUGCACAAACUGCAUCCCUGCCUCUCAUAACUGCAUCAGACAAAAACUCCACAGAUAUUCACUUCACUGCAAUGCAUUGUGGGAUGGUUAUGGGCAUAAAUGGAAUCUUAGCUUUCAUUUGUAAUGUAACUACUACUAUCACUAAAUGACACUAAUGUACAAUUGUUGAAUUUCAAAUUUUGAAAGGUGUGAAAACAUCUACAGAACAAUGUGGAUUUUUUUCCUUUUUCAUUUUUUUCUUUCCUCAACUAUGAGCUACAAUAAUUUCUUUUUUCUUUUUCUUUUCUUUCUUUCUUUCUUUCUUUUUUUUUUUUUUU